This is a messenger RNA of Drosophila miranda, 1861 nucleotides long. It is a transcript of the gene Taf7, whose product is annotated as transcription initiation factor TFIID subunit 7. The transcript has a single exon. Bases 96 to 1445 code for a protein of 449 amino acids. Gene Ontology annotation, cellular component: transcription factor TFIID complex. Gene Ontology annotation, molecular function: RNA polymerase II general transcription initiation factor activity. NCBI's taxonomy places the organism in Eukaryota, Metazoa, Arthropoda, Insecta, Diptera, Drosophilidae. Gene Ontology annotation, biological process: transcription initiation at RNA polymerase II promoter; RNA polymerase II preinitiation complex assembly. The record is from RefSeq and is a predicted model, not a curated record.
GCAGCCCUAUUAAUCGGUCAAAUAAACAAAGAAGAAGAAGAAGCUGUCUGCAAUUCUGAAAAAAUCGUGAAAUAAAUACAUUUAAACGUUUGCAAAUGUUUGAAAAGAAGAGCGACAAGGCCAAGGAGAAUGAGCGAAAGCCUCGCGACGAUGGCAUUGAGCUGGAGAGCCACUUUAUAAUGCGUGUACCGAAGGAAAUAGCCGACACUGUCCACGAAGCCAUUCAGGCGGGGAACAUAAAGGAUAGAUUAUCCAUUCAAUUGGAUCAGGACCUGCGAUACGGUGAGGUCCGGCUGGAUGACCAGUUGUUCUACACGAAGCUCGUGGACCUGCCCACGGUUGUGGAGAGCUACAAGACCAUUGACAACAAGAGCUUCUAUAAGUCGGCAGACAUUUGCCAAAUUCUGAUCUGCAAAGAAGAGCCCGAUGAAGAGCCCGAGAAGGAGUCGCCGAACAAGAACAAGAAGAAGGAUCCCAACAAGGUGGACAAGAAGUAUUUGUGGCCGCAUGGCAUAACACCGCCCUGCAAGAACGCCCGCAAGCGUCGCUUCCGCAAAACACUGAAAAAAAAGAACGUGGAGGCACCCGAAAUCGAGAAGGAGGUCAAGCAUUUGCUUCGCAUCGACAACGAGGCGGUUCGUGUCGACUACGAGAUAAUCAAUGAGGAGGACAAGCCCUCCGACGAUCUGGAUCAGUCGGAUAUGAAGCAAUACAACGACGCGGAUGAUGAAAUGCAGGACGACAACACCAUGAAUGCCAGCGAAAAGGCAAUUAAUGAUAAUGGCAUGCAGCGCGAUAUCAAUGUGGAAUCGGAUGAUGAUGAUACCAGCAAUUUCGCCACUCAACAUCGUGCUCCCAACAUGGGCGUGGCAGCCCACGACAUCUUCGGCGAGGAGGUGUCCACCACAGAUGAUGAAGACGAUGGCGAACAGCGGAACAACACAAUGCAGCGACGCGAGCUCGAGGAUUCCUCCCGCCUUUCAGCAGACGAUUCACGGAUGUCCGACUUCUUUGGGGCCAGCACCAGUGGUGCUGGCGGAACCAGCGGCAUGAAAAUGGAAGAGAACGAAUUUACCAAAGCCAUGUUUGGCCAAGAUCCGAGCAGUCCCAAAUUGAGUGCGGCUGGCUCCAGCUCAAACCUGGCAGCUCCAAGCGGCUUCUAUGACAGCCAAAUGCUAACGAAACGAGAGGAGUUUGAGAAUAUGGAGUUUAUGGAUGAACCGCAGCCACAGUACACACAACAGCAGGUGCACGAGAAGAUCAACCAGCUAACGCGACAGCUCAGUGAGCUGAAGGCCCAGCAGACGCAAAAAUCAAUGGAAAUUGCAUCCAUCCAAAAUGCCACACUAAAGCAGCGCAUGCAAGAGACCCUGGAUAAUUUGUACACGCAGGUUAUUGAAAGAGAGCUGGAGCUUAAGGACUUUGAGAAUAUGCUAGAAUCCUAGGAACAAGUAGUUUAAAUAGAAUAAGUUUAAAGUGCAUCAAUAGAUGGUUGUGUCUCUGUAUCGUUAUCGUUCUUUAGACCUGGUUUGGAUUUGUAUUAAGAUCAAACUUGGUUUAUUUACUAUUGCAGGGCUGAAAAGCAAUUAACGUUUACACGAUGCACAUUCAUAUUCCACAAUCUCCAUCUGAAAUGAUGCAUUACAACCAUUGACCCAAUGGCGGCGGCUGAUUGAACAGACCUUGCCAUGGGAUUGCCAUUGCACCUCGAAUACGAUGCUGUUAUCUGAUAUGUACUGCCAAUUUCUUACAUCCAGUUUUGUUGUUUUUAUGAUCAUAAUGUCUUUUAUUGGCAUUUGCAAUUAACAAACGUAUAUUGAUAUUCAAAAGUAAAGUGCAUUUUGCACAGAUAGACAACAUA